AUGGAGACUGUUUUAAAUCUUGUAUCAAGGGGUGCUCUUAGAACCCAAAACCCUGAGCAUUGCUCAAGACCAGCAAUGAUGGAAAACCUCGGCGAUAAUGCGCUACCAAACCAAGAAGCUAGAAACAGCGACAAUAGAGCAGCCGAUGAAAAGGAGAAUAAAUCGAAAGAGAUGCUUACUCACGAUAAUAAUAGAUGGACUGCUGAAGAGGAUAAGAUAUUGAAGGAGUUAUGCGAACAAGUAGAGGAAAUUAAAUGGAGUAAAGUAAGAAAAACUUUUUGUGAACGAACACGAGGUGAUAGGUCAGUUGAUGCUCUAAAAACCCGAUGGCGGAUACUGAAACCCAUAGAGGGCCAAAAAAGGGAACGGAAUACGGCUGGGAAUGAGUGGACAGCAGAAGAAGAUAAUACGUUGAGACGACUGUGUACAGGAUUUAGCGGGAAAAUACCGUGGAAAAUUGCUGUGAAGAAUCAAUUUGAAGAAGUAACGGGAAAAACAAGAACUGUACAAGCACUUCGAGCUCGGUGGGGGCAAAUGAAAGACAAACUUCUGAAGGAAACCAGGACAACCGAAGAACCAACGAACAUAUCGCCAAAUAAUGAAGAAAUAAAAAACCAUUUACAAGAAAUCCUGAAGGAGAUAGAGCGAGCACAAACAGGUCUACCGAACAGCCACCUAGACUCGUGUAAUAGCCAACAGUGUGAGGAGCAAACAGGAACUAGAGACUUAGCAGUGCCAGAGAGAAUGAAAGCGCAUUUCGAAUCAGUAAUGAGACAUAGCACUUACCAUAUAGACAGGCGACCAUUGAAAAGACCUAGACAGGAGGUUAGCGAAGAAAUGAAACAAAUUGGAAGUUAUCUUAUCAAGAAAGCAAUGGAGGAGAAACCGGAAAACCGAAAUGAAUUGCGUUACUUAGAUAGUGCGGUAUAUGCGGCAGCUAGCGCCAUAGUUAGCGAAAUCCAGCAACAGAAGAGAGACAGUAUUACAACGAUGAGAGGGGAAGAAUGGUAUAAAGAAGAAUGCUGCGAUUUAAAAAGAAUCAGAAUUAUUCGAGAAUAUUUAACAAGUGAAAUAGAAAGGCGGCGAAGUAGAAGAUGGUCAGAAAAAGAUGAUUUUCUAAAGAUGCGGAAAAUACGGGAAUAUAUUGGACGACGGUGUAGGACUAAAGCAUUAAUAAAAACUGAAUCGAGACUAGAAAUGCAACAACAAUUGCUGGAAAAGAGGAUUAACCUCUGA
Messenger RNA from Enterobius vermicularis (human pinworm), 1236 nucleotides. The record is from the annotation of a GenBank genome assembly. Lineage: Eukaryota; Metazoa; Nematoda; Chromadorea; Rhabditida; Oxyuridae.